Molecule: messenger RNA, 1741 nt
Organism: Cinara cedri
Lineage: Eukaryota; Metazoa; Arthropoda; Insecta; Hemiptera; Aphididae
Source: the annotation of a GenBank genome assembly
AUGGAGUUGUUAGUGGCGGAAGCAUGUUCUAUUUUGUCUGGUGUGUUGGCUCAACAAUUGAAACAACGAUUAACAGAAAGUGAUAGAUCUAAGUUAAAAAGUAGAAAGAAAAGGAGAUGGUGGAAGCAAUGGAUUCAAAAGCGUAAAAGUAAUGGCGGUUCUAUGUUUAUUUCACGCGAGUUACGAAAUGAAAAUCCGGAAGAUUUCAAAAACAUUUUAAGAAUGUCAGAUACACACUUUUACUAUUUGUUGAAUAAAAUAAAAUUCAAGAUUCAAAAAAUGGACACAACAAUGAGGGAAGCUAUUCCAGCAGAUAUUAAACUCAAAUUAACACUUCGCUACUUAGCAACGGGUAAUUCAUUUAAAAGCCUGAAAUAUUUUUUUAGAGUUCCUAAAUAUACCAUCAGUUUAUUUCUACCUGAAGUUACUGAAUACUAAUUAAUAUAAAUAGGAAUAUUUAAAACAAUUUAUAGUUGUGUAUUUGAUAAGUCUGUAAGCAUAUAAUCUUCGGUUUCUGAUAACAGUUCAUCAAACAUAGCUGGAGAUCCGAAAUCACUUGUAUCUGUACUAGUUUGAAGGCUAGAAGAUCUUUGUAGUUCAUCAAUUGCAUUUUGGUUAUCAUUUUCUAUGAUUUCAUUCAUAAUCAUGUUGGUCAUCUUUUGUUGUAACAAGUAUGAUUUUUUAAGUGGUAGAUCUCUUAAUACUGAUGCAAUGUAUUUUCCAAACUGAUCAAAACUGUCUUCUUUUUUACUAUUUUGAGCCAACUUUUGAACUCUUUCAGCUAUACCAUCUAAUUGUUUAACUGCAGCUAACACAGUGUCAGUCUCACUAGAACUCGACUUAAAAGUCUCAAAUUUUCUUUUCUUCAAAUUCCAAUCUCUUUUUGUGGACUUUUAAAAAGUUUUCUUUUAAUAGUUGUAAUAUUAGUAUUAUUUGCAUUAGUACUUAUAUCAGGUUCUGUUAAAUUUGAUUCUAGUUCAUUGAUACUGGAUUCUACUUGAGAACUAUUAUUUGAGUCAUACAUAGCUUGAUUUUCUUGGUCACUUUUUUCACAUUACUUUUGUUUUCAUUUGAUAUCACCUGAAAAUUGAAUAUUUUACAAUUUUAAAUUUUNAACUAUAAACACCAGUAGAGUAUUAUAUUAUUAGCAUUAAUUGACCACAAUUACUGUUUCACGUACAUUGACGUUGGUGCAAAUGGAAAGGCAUCAGAUGGUGGUCUAUUUCAAGGAAGCUGUUUUUUUGAAGCAUUAGAAAACAAUAUUCUAAAUACCCCAGACGAUGUUGUUUUUGUAAUUGAUGAUGCUUUUCUGCUCAACACGUAUUUGAUGAAGCCGUACAACAGAAGAAAUUUAACAAGAGAACAAGCAAUUUUCAACUAUAGAUUAUCCAGGGCUAAAAGAAUAUCAGAAAAUGCUUUUGGUAUACUUGUGAGCAAAUUUAGAAUUUUCGAAAGACCAAUCCCAUUGAUAGCUCAUAAAGUCGAUAAAAUUGUUUUCGCUUGUUGUGCAAUACAUAAUUGGUUACGAAAAACAAGUCAAGUCUAUUUACUACCAGGUCUUAUUGAUCACGAAGAUUAUAACUAUGAAAUCACAAAUGGAUCGUGGAGACAAAAUCAAAGUUACAUCGUAGAUUUUCAACCAACAAAUCACAGAAAUGAAUGUACAAAUGCUAAGAAAAUUAGAUAUGACUAUUGUGCAUAUGUCAACGGAGAAGGAGCUGUUAUUUGGCAAUGGAAUUAA